UCGGGUGCUAAUACCCUCAGGGAAAUCACUUCGCAACUCAAAAAAGAAUUCGAAACAUUGAAGAAGGAACAUACCCAACAACUGAUAAAGAUGAACAAGGACAACGGAGGUAUAUCGAAAUGGAACAAAUCGCAACUCAAAAAAGAAUUUAAAACAUUGAAGACGGAACUUACCCAGCAGCUGACAAAGAUAAACAAGAAGGACAACGGAGGUAUAUCGAAAUGGAACAAAUUGCUCCUGCCUUAAAUUACUCCUUUUCUCCUUCCUUUUUUUUAGUUUUUUUUUUCGGGCUUCAGACUUGGCGGACGCGAGGCAAUAAAUACGAACACAUUGAUAAUAAGACUGAUAAAACAUAUAAUUCAAUGCUAAGUGACAUCUUAAGCUACCCAGUUAGGAAUUGUAGACAAAAGCCAUGGAUCGCUCGUUUUUCUUACGCGAGGCAAUGAAUACGAAAUCGCACAUUGAUAAUAAAACUACUCGUAAUUUAAUGCUAAGUGCAUGGAUUUCAAAUAAGCUUCCCAAUCGCUUCCUCUCUUAUGUGUUUGUAUCGCUCUUAAAAUGAUAAGGUAUUCCCUGAGUCGGGACACGUCAUCGCAAUGAUCAAGUUUAGAAAACCACAACUCCACCUACAAACUUUAAAUUCCCUCAGCUUUAAUUCCCUCCACAGAUAUCACAGCUAAAGAACUGUUCAAGAAGUCGACGAUACUUACGGACAAAUGAAUAGAAGAGAAAUCGUUGCUUCCUCAUAAUAGUCCCGGAAUUUUUUACUACCAAACAUAAUCCGGGGAAGGGAGCGAGUAUAAAAUUCAACUGAAAAAAUCUCUCGGUUUAAUAAACUAAGACAUUUAAGAAUUCCUUCAUUUCAAGCAAAUGUAAAAUAAACAGGUUUUUAUUAAUAUAUUUUCCAUAUUUAUUGUGGCUAUUCAUCAACAGCAAAAGGACCACGUCGGCUACGUGUCAUAUACGAGCUAAACGAAAUGUAGAGUAUCAUACUAAGUUUAUUGUUUAACUCAGAUCUCAAUCGGCUGGAGAUGAAAGUAAAAUAAUCUUCGCUUCAAAUGUUUAUUCUUUCUUGGCAGUUAGUGCCAAACUGUUUGUUUUUACAGUUGGCAAUUAGCAUAUAACCACUGUUUAAAUCAAUGUAGUUUAGACUUUACUCAAAACAUUUAAUUUUNGCUAAGUGCAUGGAUUUCAAAUAAGCUUCCCAAUCGCUUCCUCUCUUAUGUGUUUGUAUCGCUCUUAAAAUGAUAAGGUAUUCCCUGAGUCGGGACACGUCAUCGCAAUGAUCAAGUUUAGAAAACCACAACUCCACCUACAAACUUUAAAUUCCCUCAGCUUUAAUUCCCUCCACAGAUAUCACAGCUAAAGAACUGUUCAAGAAGUCGACGAUACUUACGGACAAAUGAAUAGAAGAGAAAUCGUUGCUUCCUCAUAAUAGUCCCGGAAUUUUUUACUACCAAACAUAAUCCGGGGAAGGGAGCGAGUAUAAAAUUCAACUGAAAAAAUCUCUCGGUUUAAUAAACUAAGACAUUUAAGAAUUCCUUCAUUUCAAGCAAAUGUAAAAUAAACAGGUUUUUAUUAAUAUAUUUUCCAUAUUUAUUGUGGCUAUUCAUCAACAGCAAAAGGACCACGUCGGCUACGUGUCAUAUACGAGCUAAACGAAAUGUAGAGUAUCAUACUAAGUUUAUUGUUUAACUCAGAUCUCAAUCGGCUGGAGAUGAAAGUAAAAUAAUCUUCGCUUCAAAUGUUUAUUCUUUCUUGGCAGUUAGUGCCAAACUGUUUGUUUUUACAGUUGGCAAUUAGCAUAUAACCACUGUUUAAAUCAAUGUAGUUUAGACUUUACUCAAAACAUUUAAUUUUCGCUUCGUUACAGACGGGUGGAUAAAGCUGAAUACAAAUUUGGUGUGUUUUGGAGCCAGAGACAACCGGUUUGGCAAGUUCCUUGUUCCGUCCAGCGGCAAACUAGCAUCAGUCAAACUGGUCCACGUGUACGGUUAUGUGACGUGUGAUACUGGCAAAGCUUACCAUUGGUCUUAUUGGGGAUGCGGCAAACACUCAAGCUUGAGUAACCAUGUAGACGUUGCGAUAACAACAUCGAGUGGUAGCGUUCUUUUGCCUUCGAGCCAGUUCAUAACUGAUAAGACACACAAGUGGUCUUUGAUUCCUGGUUACAACUCACUUUCUCCAGAGCUGGUGCUGUCUGCUUUCUCCAAUCCUCCAUCCGUGACUCGAGGGCAGGAGCUUCGUUUGUGGUACGGCGAAGAUUUGGCGAACAGCAGUGAAAGCGACAAUGGAGGAACAACGUGCUGUGAUGUUUAUGCUCGCUUGAUAUAA
Porites evermanni is the source of this 2334-nucleotide messenger RNA. NCBI's taxonomy places the organism in Eukaryota, Metazoa, Cnidaria, Anthozoa, Scleractinia, Poritidae. The record is from the annotation of a GenBank genome assembly.